Microdochium trichocladiopsis is the source of this 1071-nucleotide messenger RNA. RefSeq lists its product as uncharacterized. The transcript is spliced from 2 exons. The record is from RefSeq and is a predicted model, not a curated record. NCBI's taxonomy places the organism in Eukaryota, Fungi, Ascomycota, Sordariomycetes, Xylariales, Microdochiaceae. The coding region runs from base 103 to 918 and encodes 271 amino acids.
AAACGUACUGGUAGCAGACGAAGCAUAGUUUCCACCUGUACCCUAAAGUUCCGGCUGCUAAUCCUCUUGAUAUUAUCCUGCCACCGCUGGACCUCUCAGCUCAUGUCAUUAGUCAUACCCCGCAUAUCUCAGCAGCUUAUGCCAGAACUCACACCCCUGAUAGUUCCACCUUUAUCAGUAAUGGUACCCCUGAUAUCCCCGCUUAUGUCACGAGUCGUACCACAGAUAUUUCAGCUCAGAGGACGGGAUCUAUCUACCCUUCGAAAACGUAGCAUUGGGCGGCUUACCUACAGCCUAUUGUCGGAUUCUAUUCGGAUAGUCUAUUCACUUCCUAAACAGGAUGGGAAUUGUAGGACUCCAGUCGGAUGGUCUAUCGAAUGCCUAAACUGGAAUACUGUCUAUCGAAUGCCCAAAGUGGAAUGCGCUUCUUUCAUAUAUAUACUGCUUGUGCCAGGCGCGAAACAGACAAUGUCGCUUCAUCAACAUCGAACAAUCAAACGCAGUUCACAGCACCUCCAAGCCAGCCAACUGAAUAUCCCAUCUCUCAAUAUGCAGCUUUCCAAGGUCCUUCUCGUUCUUUCGGCAGGCGGCUUCGCCAAUGCCGACAAUUAUUCGUGCAAGGGAAGCUCCCAGUGUGGCAAGGGUCUGUUACCACGAUUUCAAAAAGCUUGGAAUUACAUUCAGGACGACUAUAUAUACCGUGCUGGCGGUUACGACAGUGGAACCUGUUCCGCGAACGGCUUCGGCUAUGGCGCUGGUAUCUUUGUGAAGGGCAAUGGCUGCACAGCCAAAGGUGGCGUCCUAAAGCAGUUCUAUGCAGAAAUUCGCAAUCGAGGCUGUGAAGUAUGCGGGUUUGUGGAUUUUGGGAAUGGGUGUCAAAUCAAGCUCGAUUACGUAUCCGGUUGCGGGAGCAGCUAAGGGGGCAUGACAGAAGCUUUUCUUGACAGCACAUUAUCACGACCGGUCGUAUAGCUCGGCCGGAAGUAGCCGCGGGUACUGAGGACGGAGGAGUGUCACGGUCUGACUCUACAGGGGUUCGUUUGCGCGGAAGGCAGCACAAACGAGGCUGCA